CCUGGGGUGCGCAGCCGCCUCCCCGCGUGCCCCGGCCGAGCGACAGCAUGGCCGCGACUGCCGCCGUCAGCCCCAGCGAGUACCUGCAGCCGGCCGCCUCCAGCGCCCAGGACUCGCAGCCGUCCCCCCUCGCCCUCCUGGCAGCGACAUGUAGCAAGAUCGGCCCCCCCGCCGUGGAAGCCGCUGUGACUCCUCCUGCCCCUCCUCAGCCAACGCCUCGCAAACUCGUCCCCAUCAAACCUGCUCCGCUCCCUCUGGGCUCUGGGAAGAGCAACUUCGGGAUCCUGUCAUCGAAGGGGAACCUCUUCCAGCUCCAGGGCUCUCAGGUCGGCGCCUCCUACGCCGGGGGGCAGCUGGUUUUUGCCAUCCAGAACCCCGCCGUCAUCAACAAGGGGCCCCGCGCGGCCGCAAACAUCCAGUACCAGGCGGUGCCCCAGCUGCAGCCCGCGGGGGGACAGACCAUCCAGGUGCAGCCCAGCCUCGCCAACCAGAUCCAGAUUAUUCCGGGCACGAACCAGGCCAUCCUCGCCCCGUCCUCGUCCUCGCACAAGCCCGUGCCCAUCAAGCCGGCCCCGACGCAGAAGGGGGGAGCGUCGCCGGUGCAGGGCGCGAGCGGCGUCGUCAAAUUACCGGGCGGCAGCAACGUGACGCUGGCGCUGCCCGUCAACAACCUGGUGGGCGCGGCAGAGCCGGCCCCGCAGGCGCAGGCGGUCGCCGAGAGCCCCUCGAAGCCCGGCAAAAAGACUCGCAAGAAGGCCGUGUCGCCCAGCCAGCCCGCCGCCGUGGCCGUGGCCGAGCAGGUGGAGACGGUGCUGAUCGAGACGACGGCCGAGAACAUCAUCCAGGCGGGGAACAACCUGCUCAUCGUGCAGAGCCCGGGCUCGGGCCAGCCGGCCGUGGUGCAGCAGGUGCAGGUGGUGCAGCCCAAGCAGGAGCCGCAGGUGGUGCAGAUCCCGCCGCAGGCCCUGCGCGUGGUGCAGGCCGCCUCCGCCACGCUGCCCACCGUCCCCCAGAAGUCCUCCCAGAACUUCCAGAUCCAGACGGACCCCGCUCCGACGCAGGUCUACUUCAAAACGCCGUCGGGGGAGCUGCAGACGGUGCUGCUCCAGGAAGCCCCAGCCGUGACGGUGGCCCCGUCGGGCACGUCGUGCAGCAGCCCCGUGUCUCGCAGCCCCGGCGCGGGGGGCGGCGGCAAGAAGCCGGCCACGCGCAAGGAGCGCACGCUGCCCAAGAUCGCUCCCGCCGGCGGCGUCAUCAGCUUGAGCGCGGCGCAGCUGGCGGCCGCGGCGCAGGCCAUGCAGACCAUCAACAUCAACGGCGUGCAAGUGCAGGGCGUGCCCGUCACCAUCACCAACAGCGGAGGGCAGCAGCAGCUGACGGUGCAGAACGUCUCCGGCAACAACCUGACCAUCAGCGGCCUGAGCCCCACGCAGAUCCAGCUGCAGAUGGAGCAGGCGCUGGCGGGAGAGGCGCAGCCGGGGGAGAAGCGGCGCCGCAUGGCCUGCACCUGCCCCAACUGCAAGGACGGCGACAAGAGGCCGGGGGACCAGGGGAAGAAGAAGCACAUCUGCCACAUCCCCGAGUGCGGGCGGACCUUCCGCAAGACCUCGCUGCUGCGCGCCCACGUGCGCCUGCACACCGGCGAGCGCCCCUUCGUCUGCAACUGGGUGUUCUGCGGGAAGCGCUUCACACGCAGCGACGAGCUGCAGCGGCACGCGCGCACACACACAGGUGACAAGCGAUUCGAGUGCGCGCAGUGCCAGAAGCGCUUCAUGCGCAGCGACCACCUGACGAAGCACUACAAAACCCACCUGGUCACCAAGAACUUGUAGGGCCGGGACCCGCACCGUGGACAGGCCUCGCGGGGCCGCGGCGCAGGGACACCGGGCGCCGUCCCGGCACCCCCGCCGCCCCCGCAGCACUCCAGGCCCCCGGCCGAGGGCCGCCGAGUCCCCCCCGCACAGCCCUCGGGGACGCCCUGGGCCA
This is a messenger RNA of Oxyura jamaicensis (ruddy duck), 1986 nucleotides long. It is a transcript of the gene SP2, whose product is annotated as Sp2 transcription factor. Bases 48 to 1832 code for a protein of 594 amino acids. Gene Ontology annotation, biological process: regulation of transcription by RNA polymerase II. Gene Ontology annotation, molecular function: DNA-binding transcription factor activity, RNA polymerase II-specific; RNA polymerase II cis-regulatory region sequence-specific DNA binding. The record is from RefSeq and is a predicted model, not a curated record. The transcript is spliced from 7 exons. NCBI's taxonomy places the organism in Eukaryota, Metazoa, Chordata, Aves, Anseriformes, Anatidae.